AUGGUCUUCAAGAUCACCCGAAUCCAACGCCUGAGUGCGGUGAUCGGUAUUUCUAUGUCAUUCUUUAUCGCGGAAAUAGCAGUUGGCUUCUACACUGGCUCACUGGCCCUUGUGGCUGAUGCAUUUCAUUAUCUGAGUGACAUAGUUGGCUUUGCUAUUGCUCUCGUUGCUACGAUUGUGGCAGAGAAAGCAACUAUACCUCCAUUUUUAACAUUCAGCUGGCAACGAGCGCAAUUAUUAGGUGCUUUCUUCAAUGGCGUUCUACUGCUAAGUCUGGGGAUCAGUAUUUUCUUGCAGUCCAUUGAGCGGUUUAUCAGUUUGGAGCGAGUCGAUAACCCCAAAUUGGUCAUGGUCAUUGGUUGUGUAGGUUUCGGUCUAAACUUGGUUAGUGUAACCUUCCUACACGAACACGACCACGACCACAAUCAUGGUCACAAUCAUGGUCACAAUCGUAAUGAAAAUGAGCACGAGAACCAUAAUAGAGAUAGUCACCAUGACUCCCAAAUAACCAGAGAGUACUCAGUCCUUGUCAACGAGAAGCACAUCACUCACAAACACCACACGAAUUUCGCAUCCUUGAAGCCUCGAAAGAGCUUUGAUCUUGCUCUUAUGGGCGUCUUUAUUCAUAUAAUGGGUGACUGCGCCAACAAUGUUGGCGUGAUAAUUUCAGGACUAGUCAUUUGGCUGACCAACUAUGGUGGCCGGUAUUAUGCCGACCCGGCCGCCAGUAUGGCUAUCGCAAUUAUGAUCUUUGCCUCCUCGUUGCCCUUAGGCGUUGAGCAUGACGAUGUCAAAUACGAUUUACAGCAGAUUCCCGGCAUUGCCGCGGUCCAUGAGCUUCAUAUCUGGCGCUUGAACCAAAGGAAGUCUCUUGCCUCUGCACACCUCGUCCUUGAUCAGACCAAGGAUGGAAUUGAUUUCGAUGAGCUGGCGAAAACGGUGAAUGAAUGUUUCCACGCCUAUGGUCCAGUCACCGAGAUGGAAGCGCCAACCUAG
Messenger RNA from Penicillium argentinense, 996 nucleotides. Its product is annotated as cation diffusion facilitator family transporter. Gene Ontology annotation, cellular component: membrane. Gene Ontology annotation, molecular function: zinc ion transmembrane transporter activity. Gene Ontology annotation, biological process: zinc ion transmembrane transport; intracellular zinc ion homeostasis. The transcript has 10 exons. The record is from RefSeq and is a predicted model, not a curated record. NCBI's taxonomy places the organism in Eukaryota, Fungi, Ascomycota, Eurotiomycetes, Eurotiales, Aspergillaceae. Bases 1 to 996 code for a protein of 331 amino acids.